Molecule: messenger RNA, 4139 nt
Organism: Diachasmimorpha longicaudata
Lineage: Eukaryota; Metazoa; Arthropoda; Insecta; Hymenoptera; Braconidae
Gene: AP-1gamma
Product: AP-1 complex subunit gamma-1
Exons: 14
Coding region: 459-3083 (874 amino acids)
Biological process (GO): Golgi to vacuole transport; intracellular protein transport
Cellular component (GO): Golgi apparatus; membrane coat; AP-1 adaptor complex
Molecular function (GO): clathrin-cargo adaptor activity
Source: RefSeq, a predicted model, not a curated record
CGGAGUGUGAGGAUUAAUUGAUGUUGAAGGGGGGCUAUGUGGUGGUCCAGGAGAUGUUCUCCUCGUCGAUGAGGUGUGGGAGGGCGCUGAUAAGACUCAGGGGCCUGGUCACAGUCGUAACACCGUGUCUGGGGAGGUCUCUACAUCAUUGGAGUGACACCGUGGCAUUACAACACAUUUUACCGUGCUCUUGGCUGGUUCCAUUCGAUAGUUUUUUUUUCACUGGUUCCUCUGCGGCACGGGUGGUGUCGGGGAAGGUGCACCUGUCGGGAAACCGAGGGACAGCCACAGAUAACCAAAUUCGGGGACGUGCUAACCUUGGUAUCGGCGAGAUUGCCAGGUGCAUGGAGCACAGAUGGCAGGACUCGAGCCGUACACUUUGGAGCUGAUUCUUGUUAAUCCAAAACAUUCCAGUAUUUUAUAUUCGUUGAAACACGUCAGGAGACACGUUGUGAACCAUGAAUGCCUCCGAACACGGGUUUAACCCAGCCUUUAACAUGGCCUCAAUAAGGCAGGCAUUGAAUGAGGCUGUUGAAAGAGUAUCAACAGUGAGAAUGCCAGCACCAACAAGGCUCAGGGAUCUGAUAAGGCAGAUAAGGGCAGCUAGAACUGCUGCUGAAGAACGUACGGUUGUGAAUAAAGAGUGUGCGUACAUCAGAUCGACAUUUAGGGAGGAGGACAGCGUCUGGAGAUGCCGAAAUAUUGCGAAAUUACUGUAUAUUCAUAUGCUGGGUUAUCCAGCACAUUUUGGUCAACUGGAGUGUUUGAAACUCAUAGCCUCACCCAGAUUUACUGACAAACGUAUAGGAUAUCUGGGGGCAAUGUUAUUGCUCGAUGAGAGACAGGAUGUUCAUUUGUUAAUCACCAAUUGCCUGAAACAAGACUUGAAUAAUUCAACUCAAUUUAUAAUUGGCAUAGCUCUAUGUACCCUGGGUGCAAUAGCAUCACCAGAAAUGGCUCGUGAUUUAGCAUCUGAAGUCGAGAGACUCAUGAAAUCACCAAAUGCAUAUAUUCGUAAAAAGGCAGCAUUGUGUGCAUUUAGAAUAAUACGUCGUGUACCAGAACUCAUGGAAAUGUUUCUACCAGCAACUAGGAGCCUACUCUCUGAGAAAAAUCAUGGAGUCCUCAUUACCGGUGUUACGUUAAUUACGGAAAUGUGUGAAAAUAGUGUGGACACUCUCAAUCAUUUUAAGAAGAUUGUUCCGAAUUUGGUGAGAAUCCUGAAGAACUUGAUACUCGCUGGAUAUUCCCCUGAACACGACGUCUCUGGCGUCUCUGAUCCAUUUCUGCAAGUGAAGAUCCUUCGUCUGCUGAGAAUUCUGGGGAGAAACGAUGUCGAUGCUUCUGAAGCAAUGAACGACAUUCUUGCCCAAGUGGCCACCAACACUGAGACAAGUAAAAACGUUGGAAACACUAUUCUUUACGAGACUGUUCUAUCCAUCAUGGACAUCAAGAGUGAAAGUGGCCUCAGGGUUCUAGCUGUCAAUAUUCUUGGACGAUUUUUGCUUAAUAACGAUAAAAAUAUUCGUUAUGUUGCUCUCAAUACACUUUUGAAAACUGUUUACGUAGAUACUUCAGCUGUUCAGAGACAUAGAUCAACAAUUUUGGAAUGUUUGAAAGAUCCAGAUGUAUCGAUAAGAAGACGUGCGAUGGAGUUGAGCUUCGCACUCGUAAAUUCUAACAAUAUCCGAAACAUGAUUAAAGAACUUCUGCUGUUCCUGGAGAAAGCAGAUCCAGAAUUCAAAGCUCAGUGUAGUAGUAACAUUGUAAUGUCUGCUGAGAGAUAUUCGCCGAACAAACGCUGGCACCUGGAGACGCUUUUCAAAGUCCUCGUAGCUGCUGGAAAUUACGUUCGUGACGACGUGGUAGCUUGCACCAUCCAAUUGAUUUCUGAGACCCAGCCUCAACAGGGUUAUGCAGUCAAUGCACUAUGGCAUGCACUUGAACGAGACACAUUCGAUAAACAACCGUUGGCUCAGGUUGCCACGUGGUGCAUCGGGGAGUACGGGGAUCUUUUAUUAUAUAGUCCACCUCCAGAGGAUGUGGAGGCUCCAGUUAAUUUGACAGAGGACGAUGUGAUAGAUGUGUAUCAAAGGCUCCUCUGGAGUCCUCAGAACACCGUGGUCACCAAGCAGUACACUCUGCUAUCUCUGACGAAACUCAGCACAAGAUUCCAACGAGGAAAUGAUAGGACGCCUCGAUUUUACAGGAAAAUACGCCAGAUAAUAGAUACAUUCGGUAGUAAUCUGCACAUUGAGCUGCAGCAGCGAGGAAUCGAGUUCUCUCAAUUAUUCAGGAAAUACGAUCACUUGAGGCCAGCACUGCUGGAAAGAAUGCCCCCAAUGGAGACAGCUAGACCCCAGGCGAAUGGUAUAAUUGGACUUGUGAAUGGAGAACAAGACAUCGAGGAGGACAAACCUGUCGAGACAGCUACCACUCCUGCUAGUGACUCCAGUGCACUUCUGGAUCUUCUUGGAUCGUCGGAAUUGUCUGUACCAGCUUUGGUAACGUCUCCCGGGGCUGUGAAUAAUUCAACCGCUGGAAAUAAUGACCUCCUGGACUUGCUUGGGGGCCUGGAUCUCUCGCCGCCUGCUGGGACCACGGGAAAUGGAAUUGAAGAGGUGGUAAGUCCUCUGGGAGUCAUGGGAGGCAAUGAAGGAAUUUUUAGCCCAACUUCCACCGGCAAUUUCUUGGUUGAUGGAUUACUUACUGCUCCUAUUCAAAAUGAAGUGCCAAGUGUAUCAGUUUUGGAUAAAGCUGGACUGAAAAUCAACUUCAAAAUGGAACGACCACUGGAUACACCUGAUCUUCUCGUUAUCAACAUGACUGCAGGCAAUUCAACAGGAAUUCCACUUACUGAUUUUCGAUUUGAAGCUGCAGUCCCUCGAACAUUCCAAUUGCAAAUGCUGCCACCCUCGAGCACUGUCAUCUCACCCUCUGGACAAGUCACUCAAGUCCUAAAGGUCUCAAAUAUGAAUUCGGGAAAUCUACGAAUGCGUCUUCGCAUUUCGUACACCGGUGAUUCGGGCCCAGUUCUCGAGCAGACGGAGGUUAACAACUUCCCAACCAUUGGAUCCCAGUGACAUAUUACCGCUGAUAAUUUUGUAAAUACGCCUGCUUGAAUCAACCCCAUCCCACAAACUCCACUACCAUCAAGAGUAUCAGAGACAGAGGAGUCAGGUGUUAUUAAUCGUGCUCUUCAUUAAAAAACACGGAAUAUUACUCUGGAGGGUGGUUUCGUUACACUCGAUCCUCGAAAACAAAAUCGUAGGAACAGUCAUAUAUUCGUAAAUCAAUUAGUAAUUCAAUUUCGUUAAGAACUCCAAGUCUGUCAGGUUUAGAAAAAAAUGUAAAAAAAUAUUUUGUGUUGAGUUCCACCACUUCAUUUCAAAUUUAAUCAAUUUCUUCUGAAUUGAAAAAAGCAGGAUAAUAUCUGAGUAAAAAUCGCCCUCCAGGUAUCGUUUUUUUUCUACUUUGCUUGUAAUUAACAAAAAAAAGCUCUGUAUAUAUUAGGUAGCUUGUUUCUAACCUGAAGAUUCAGCAAACACAUGAAAGAAAACAUAAUUUUCAGAUGAAAAUAACGAUAAACUCAAUUAUUCUAUGAUGUAUUACUUAGCCAACAUAAGUUUUCUAUGUUUAACCGCCAACAGAGGAGCUGAAACAUUUUUAAAUUGAAUUUUACAACCAGAGAACUAAAUGUUGAAUUUACUCGAUAUGUUUCCCAAGUUUUUUCCUGCCAAAUAAUCAAUCAAACUCUACGUACUUAAUUCUUUUCGACUCCUAUUUGCUGGUUUUUUUUCACAGUAUGAAAUCCCCUCCGUCCUUGUAAAUGAAAAAUGAAUGUAAUUAUGAAUAAACAUCAAUUCUCUGGUAAUUUCUAAUGAAUUUUAUAAAUUAUUGAGGUAACGUGAAAUUGCUCCAUUAUUGUUUCACCACUAUUUUAGUUUUAUAAUUGAAUAAUAACGUCAGUUUAAAUACUUUUCUUUAUAUAAUAUUAUGUAUGAAGAAGAUAUUAUUGUAAGGAAAUGAUGGAUAAUGGAUGAAAAUGGUAUGAAUAGUUGAUGAAAAAGGAAAAAAUGUAUAUAAUUUCUAGUGAAUCAAGGUGUGAAAAUAAAAUGUAUUUUUAUUCCACAAAUUUA